This is a messenger RNA of Prosopis cineraria, 873 nucleotides long. RefSeq names its product ethylene-responsive transcription factor ERF034-like. The record is from RefSeq and is a predicted model, not a curated record. Gene Ontology annotation, biological process: regulation of DNA-templated transcription. Gene Ontology annotation, molecular function: DNA-binding transcription factor activity; DNA binding. The transcript has a single exon. Lineage: Eukaryota; Viridiplantae; Streptophyta; Magnoliopsida; Fabales; Fabaceae. Bases 48 to 812 code for a protein of 254 amino acids.
CCUCUCUCUCUCUCUCUCUCUCUCUCUCUCUCUCUCUCAAACGUAUCAUGGAAAGUGAUGCCCAGGACAUCUUUGGCUCGUUCUCUUCAUCUUCAUUAUCUUCUUCACCAUCAUCUUCAUCAUCGUCUUCAAACUCAUCAGAUUCUGCAGGUACCAAGGGAGACUCAUCAAAAAGUGUAUCAGAUCAUCAUCUGAAUGUUGAUGAUUAUUCCUGCAACAAGAAGCUGCAGAUCAGAAGUAGUGACGAAAAGAAUAACAAUAACAAUCAUAAUAAGCAUCCAGCUUACAGAGGUGUGAGGAUGAGAAACUGGGGAAAAUGGGUUUCUGAGAUUCGUGAGCCCAGGAAGAAAUCCAGAAUAUGGCUUGGAACUUACCCAACUGCAGAAAUGGCGGCUCGAGCUCACGACGUCGCCGCUUUAGCCAUCAAAGGUCAUUCGGCUUACCUCAAUUUCCCUCACUUGGCUCCGGAGCUUCCCCGGCCGGCCACCACUGCUCCUAAGGACAUCCAAGCUGCAGCCGCAAAGGCUGCCACCAGUGUCUUUGAGGUGGUGGUGGCUGCUAAAACGCAUUGUCAAGCCGACAAACCAGAGUCAGCUGAACCGGUCCGAGCCGAGCCGGCCUCAUCUUCAAUUACUCGAGACCGGUCUAAGGAAGACGAGGCUUUGUUUGACUUACCAGAUCUUUUCACUGAUGGCAACAAUGGCCUUUGUUCUUAUUCUUCUGCUUCUUCUUCUUCCUCUUCUUCUUGGAAUUUUUGUGCAGUUGAUAGUGGUUUCAGGCUUGAGGAGCCAUUUCUUUGGGAAAACUAUUAGAAACUACUUGUCUUGUGUGUGAAAAAAUAAAUAAUAAAAAAAAAGACUCUUUUGUCUUAAA